AUGGCGAGCGACGCAGAAGACCAUAAUCACAAAUUAGAUGUCGAUUCGAAGCGCUUCGAGGAGAUGAUGGGGGCGACCCUUGCUGCUGCCGAUGUGGGACACCACGGGGUGCACGAGGAUCACAUAGAAGUUGUGGAGGAUCAUCAUCUUCAGCAGCUCGAUCUCAACAAUCUUGAGCACCACGAUGACGAUCAAGAUCACCCCACCGACGUCGGUGUUGAGCUCCACCACCUGCUCCCGCUCAGCCUCUCAGAACACGGCCACGAGCACGUCCUUGAACACGACGACGUCAAGGACCAGCACCACCAGCACCCAGACCAGCAGCACGUCCAGCUCGUCUCCAUGGAUGAAGAAGGCGCCGGUGCCCUCUCGCCGGCCGCCGCGCUCGACGGCACCACCGCACAGCAGCUGGGCCUCAUGGCUCCGCCGCCAUCCGAAGGCGACCACCACGCCACCACGCAGCAGCUGCAGCAGCCGGCCGCCGAUGACAGUGGUGAGGUGCCCGCCAACACGCAGAAGAUCGUCAAGCGCGGCCGCGGUGGCCGACGCGCGGGCGCCGGGCGGAAGCGCAAGUCGGACACUGCCAAGGCCGAAGCUGAGGCCGCCGCCGCGGCUGCGGCGGACCCCACGCGAGUCGCGACGUCGACGACAACCACCAAGACUUCGCUUCCGCCGCCACCGAGAGCGAGCAUCGUGGGUGCUGGGUCGGGCCUGGUGGGACCGCCGCCGCCGAAGAAGAAGAAGCUGUCGACAUCGUCGCCCGCGCUGGCGGACGAUGCGAUGGACGGCGGCGGCAGCUACGGCAAGGCGCCGCGACAGCUGAGGUUCGGCAAGACGAUACUGUACGUGAGGGAGGUGGAGACGACGGUGGACUUCUACGAGCGCGCAUUCGGCCUGCGACGACGGUUCGUGCACGAGACCAAGCAGUACGCCGAGCUCGAGACCGGGUCCACGGCGCUGGCCUUUGCCUCGAACGAGCUGGCGCGCAACAACCUGGCCCACAUCGACUUCCGACCAAACGACAUCAACGCGCACCCGCCGGGCCUGGAGAUCGCGCUGUCGUCGAUCGAUGUGCAUCGGGACUACAAGCGCGCAGUGGAGGCCGGGGCGCGGUCGGUCUCCCUGCCCAAGACGCUCCCGUGGGGUCAGGUCGUGGCCUACGUGCGCGAUCUCAACGGCGUGCUCGUGGAGAUCGCCAGCGAGCUCAAGACGCCGCUCAAGAAGUAA
Acanthamoeba castellanii str. Neff is the source of this 1227-nucleotide messenger RNA. Its product is annotated as glyoxalase, putative. The record is from RefSeq and is a predicted model, not a curated record. The coding region runs from base 1 to 1227 and encodes 408 amino acids. NCBI's taxonomy places the organism in Eukaryota, Discosea, Longamoebia, Acanthamoebidae. The transcript has a single exon.